AAACUCCAUGACAAUGGUGGGUUUGCUAUCUUAUGCUCCCAAAACCCUCAGACCUCUCUCUCUCCCCAAAAGCUUUGGUUUCAGCUUACUUUCCACCGCCACAAAACCCCCCAGAAAAUUCUUCCAAUUGCAAGUGAGAUCAGUGGCCACUCCAGCAGAAGCUGUUGCUGGGUUUGAUGACAUGGUUGCUGGGACUCAGAGAAAGUAUUACAUGUUAGGCGGGAAGGGCGGUGUAGGGAAGACAAGUUGUGCUGCUUCACUUGCCGUAAAAUUCGCUAACAAUGGGCAUCCCACUCUUGUGGUUUCCACUGAUCCAGCACAUUCCUUGAGUGAUUCUUUUGCCCAGGAUUUGGCUGGGGGGACACUUGUACCAGUUGAUGGGCCUGAAGCUCCACUUUUUGCUCUUGAGAUAAACCCGGAGAAGGCAAGGGAAGAAUUCCGUAAUGUAAGUCAGAAAAAUGGUGGAACAGGAGUCAAAGAUUUCAUGGAUGGUAUGGGCCUUGGGAUGCUUGCAGAACAGUUAGGAGAUUUAAAACUGGGAGAAUUACUAGACACGCCUCCUCCUGGUUUGGAUGAAGCUCUAGCAAUUUCCAAAGUGAUACAAUUUCUUGAAUCCCCAGAAUAUAGCAUGUUUACCCGCAUAGUUUUUGAUACUGCACCCACGGGUCACACAUUGCGGCUUUUAUCAUUGCCAGACUUUUUGGAUCAAUCAAUUGGCAAGAUAUUGCAGCUUAAACAAAAGAUAUCUUCAGCCACCUCAGCUAUCAAAUCUGUUUUUGGGCAAGAGCAACCCCAAAUGGGCGCGGCUGACAAAUUAGAGAAACUGAGGGAAAGGAUGAUUAAAGUGCGUGAACUUUUUCGUGACACUGAUUCAACAGAGUUUGUCAUAGUAACAAUACCUACGGUGAUGGCCGUUAGUGAGUCAUCUAGGUUGCAUGCCUCUCUGAAGAAGGAAAGCGUACCUGUGACUCGACUUAUUGUUAAUCAGAUUCUUCCCCCAUCCGCCUCAGAUUGCAAAUUUUGUUCAAUUAAAAGAAAGGAUCAGAUGCGUGCUCUUGAUAUGAUCCAGAUGGAUACAGAGCUCUCUGGCUUGACAGUUAUCCAGGCUCCACUAGUUGAUGUGGAGAUCAGAGGCGUUCCUGCCCUCAGAUUUCUGGGAGACAUAAUUUGGAAAUGAACAUCUUUUUUGCACAGAAUAGAUGAUGAUAAAAGAAAUAACCUUUUUUGUUUAUCCAUUCAUUCGAUUCAAUAGCAUUCGGUAUCUCCGAAAUUGGGUUGAUUCGUUUGAAUGCUUCGUUUAGUGGCAUUCCACUCCGCUGGGCCAAAAAAAAAUUAAAAAUUUCUUUUGACACAGUAUUGCAUCAUUUUGUAAUAGUUUCAAGCUUUUUCCCUCUC
Pyrus x bretschneideri (Chinese white pear) is the source of this 1395-nucleotide messenger RNA. Its product is annotated as ATPase GET3B-like. The transcript has 11 exons. Gene Ontology annotation, molecular function: ATP binding; ATP hydrolysis activity. Lineage: Eukaryota; Viridiplantae; Streptophyta; Magnoliopsida; Rosales; Rosaceae. The record is from RefSeq and is a predicted model, not a curated record. Gene Ontology annotation, cellular component: GET complex. Gene Ontology annotation, biological process: post-translational protein targeting to endoplasmic reticulum membrane. Bases 8 to 1177 code for a protein of 389 amino acids.